Messenger RNA from Triticum turgidum subsp. durum (durum wheat), 2559 nucleotides. The record is from the annotation of a GenBank genome assembly. Lineage: Eukaryota; Viridiplantae; Streptophyta; Magnoliopsida; Poales; Poaceae.
AUGGGCGGUUUCUGGUGCGAGGCAAUUACAACAACGGCCAUGGCCACCCGUGUGCAAACACUAGCUCUUCUUCCCCUGUUCCUUCUCUUCUCCCCUGCGCCCGCAGCUGAUAGUAUCAGCGCGACCUCUCCCGUCGCCGAUGGCCAGACGCUCGUUUCUGCCGGUGGAGUCUUCGAGCUUGGGUUCUUCACCCCGCCGGCCUCGACGGCGAGGUUCUUGGGCAUCUGGUACAAGGGCAUCGCUCCUCUUACUGUUGUCUGGGUCGCCAACCGGGAAGCACCCAUCACCGGCACCGCCGCGAGCUUGGCCAUCAACGGCACCGGCAGCCUGGUACUCGCCGAUCGGUCGGGACGUCCGUUCUGGUCCUCGGCGCGGUCGAACGUAACCAGCAGUACUCCGGUGGCCCAGCUCCUGGACAGCGGCAACCUCCUGCUUCAAGACGCCAGUGGCACGGGGUCGGUUCUGUGGCAGAGCUUCGACUACCCGUCCGACACUCUGCUCCCGGGUAUGAAGCUCGGGUGGCACCUGGCCACGGGGCUCGACCGCUACCUGACGACGUGGGCGAGCCCCGGCGACCCGUCGCCUGGCGACUACACGUUCGCGAUCGACAUCCGCGGCGUGCCGGAGGGGUUCAUCUGGUACAACGGCACGGCGCCGGUGUACCGGAACGGGCCGUGGAACGGCCUGCGGUUCAGCGGCGAGCCGGAGAUGGCGCCGGACAACGGCAACUUCCAGUUCGAGUUCGUGGCCAACGGCACCGACGCAUACUACACGUUCCUGGUAGACGACGGCGGCGGCGGCGGCAACGUGGUCUCGAGGUUCGUGCUGAACCAGUCGAGCCUGCAGCGCUACGUGUGGCUGCAGCAGCAGCAGGCGUGGAGCCUCUACUGGUCGCUGCCCCGGGACCCGUGCGACGGCUACGCGCAGUGCGGCGCCUACGGCGUCUGCGACGCCAGCGCCUCGCCGAUGUGCUGCUGCCCCGCCGGGUUCACGCCGGCCUCGCCGCGGGAGUGGGCGCUGAGGGACGGCUCGGCCGGGUGCGCGCGCAGGACGCGGCUCAACUGCACCGGGGACGGCUUCCUGCCGCUGCGGGGCGUCAAGCUGCCCGACGCCACGAAUGCGACGGCGGACGCCAGCGUCAGCCUCGAUCAGUGCCGGCAGCGGUGCCUGGCGAACUGUUCUUGCCUGGCGUACUCUGCGUCGAGCAUAAAGGGGGGCGAGAGCGGCUGCAUCAUGUGGAGCUCGUCGUUGAUCGACAUCCGGCGGUUUGAAUCCGGCGGGCAGAAUCUGUUUGUUCGUCUCGCGGCGUCCGAUUUACCUUCCAAUGGAGACAAUCCCAGCAGGAGAAACACAGCACUUGCUGUUGUCCUCAGCUUAUCCGGUCUUCUUCUUCUCGGCAUCGGCGUAUUCUUUCUGUGGACUAAGUUCUUCAGAAACAAAGGGAGGUCCCAGAGCACACGACCGCUCACCUCAUUCGACUCGAGCAACCCUCUUGCUCCAGUCCAAGACAGGAGCAUGGAAGAGGACUCGAGUCAGAGCAAAGGACUGCAUGAUGUCACUCUCUUUGACAUGGCCACGAUUGCCUCCUCCACCGACAACUUCGCGGCGGCGGCCAAGCUCGGCGAAGGCGGUUUCGGCGCCGUCUACAAGGGUGAGCUUGGGGGAGGGCAGAAGGUGGCGGUGAAACGGCUGUCCAAGUACUCGACGCAGGGCCUGGACGAGUUCAAGAACGAGGUGGUGCUCAUCGCCAAGCUCCAGCACGUGAACCUCGUCAGGCUCUUGGGCUGCNNNGUCCAUGGAGAGGAGAGGAUCCUGGUGUACGAGUACAUGGAGAACAAGAGCCUGGACAUGCUCCUCUUCGAUAAGGCUCGAUCGGCGCAACUGGACUGGCCGAAGCGGUUUGACAUCGUACUGGGCGUCGCACGGGGGCUCCUGUACCUGCACCAGGACUCGAGGUUCAAGGUCAUCCACCGGGACCUCAAGGCCGGCAACAUCCUCCUCGACGGCGACAUGAACCCCAAGAUCUCCGACUUCGGCGUCGCCAGGAUCUUCGGUGGCGACGGCGCCGACUCACACACCCGAAGGGUCGUCGGGACAUACGGGUACAUGUCCCCCGAGUACGCCAUGGACGGCGUCUUCUCGGUGAAGUCCGACGUGUUCAGCUUCGGCGUGCUGGUGCUCGAGAUCGUCAGCGGCAGGAAGAACCGGGGAAUGUACAGCAGCGGCGAGCAGACGAGCCUGCUCAGCCACGCAUGGAAGCUGUGGAGGGAGGGCAACGCGCUGGGGCUGCUAGACGAGGCGGUGGCCAGCGGCGGCGACCGGGAGUCGGAGGAGGUGCUGCGGUGCGUGCAGGUCGGGCUGCUGUGCGUGCAGGAACGGCCGGAGGACCGGCCGCACAUGGCCACGGUGUUUCUGAUGCUGGCCAACCUGAGCGCGUUGAUGCCACAGCCUAGGCACCCGGGCUACUGCAGCGACCGGGGAUCAACCUCCACCGACGGCGACUGCUCCUUGAGCUGCACCGUCAAUGAAAUCACCCUCACCGUCGUCGAGGGCCGGUGA